GACCAGGAAGCGGCGGCUGGGAGAGGGUCUCGCGGAGGGGGAGGGGUGCAGCCUAGUCGUCCCUGCCGUCCGCCCCGUGCCUGAGGACAAAAGCCGGUUUUUCUUACUGUGGGUUCGUUAUCAUCAUGGGAGAGAUUAAAAUCUCUCCGGACUAUAACUGGUUCAGAAGUACAGUUCCUCUUAAAAAGAUUAUAGUAGAUGACGAUGACAGUAAAGUUUGGUCACUCUAUGAUGCAGGACCCCGGAAUAUCCGGUGCCCUCUUAUAUUUCUCCCACCCGUCAGCGGAACUGCAGAUGUGUUCUUUCAGCAGAUCUUAGCCUUAUCUGGAUGGGGCUACAGAGUCAUUGCUUUGCAGUAUCCAGUUUACUGGGAAAUUUUUGAGUUCUGCGAUGGAUUCAGAAAACUGUUAGACCAUCUUCAGCUGGAUAAAGUUCACCUCUUUGGUGCAUCUUUGGGGGGCUUCCUUGCUCAGAAAUUUGCCGAAUACACCCACAAAUCUCCCAGGGUCCAGUCCCUGAUUCUGUGCAACUCUUUCAGUGAUACCUCAAUUUUCAACCAGACCUGGACAGCAAACAGCUUUUGGCUACUGCCUGCUUUUAUGCUGAAGAAAAUAGUUCUUGGUAACUUCGCGUCUGGCCCUGUCGACCCUGAAAUGGCUGAUGGAAUUGAUUUCAUGGUUGAUAGGCUGGAAACCCUGGGCCAAAGUGAGCUUGCUUCAAGACUUACUCUCAAUUGCCAGAAUUCCUACGUGGAACCUCAUAAAAUCAGAGACAUUCCUGUCACUAUCAUGGAUGUAUUUGACCAGAGUGCUCUUUCCACUGAAGCAAAGGAAGAGAUGUAUAAGCUGUAUCCCAAUGCCAGGAGAGCCCACCUCAAGACGGGGGGCAACUUCCCUUAUCUCUGCAGAAGCGCUGAAGUAAAUCUCUAUAUCCAAGUACAUUUACUUCAGUUCCACGGAACCCGAUACGCUGCAAUUGACCCGUCCAUGGUCAGUGCGGAAGAACUUGAAGUCCAGAAAGCCAAGCUCCAAGCUAGCAGUGAGCAAGAAAAGCAGCCAUUGUAGUUCCUGGACUUGCGGAAUCGCUUCAUUCAGAGGGUUGUACUUUUCCUUUGUUUCUUGCAGUCUUCCUUUACAAUUGCAUCUUUCAAGUCUCUUGUUUUCCUUACAACUAAACCGGUUAGAACUGUGUCCUUAAACUAAGCUGGACCAAUUUCAUUAAAUGAAAUACACCCAUGGACACUUGGGUCGCAUCACUAUUCACGAGCUAAAUUCAGAUGAUCAAAGCGAAGGAUGCAACUUUAGAAGACUCAUUUAAAAACAACAACUAUCUAAGACAAACUUUUGCUACCAAAGCCUUCACACUAUUGUGUUCUUAAAGAAUAUAAUCUUUUUUAAUAUAAAUAUAUAUAUCUCCAUGCAGAGAGGGGUGUUUGUGUAUCAUGAGCAAAUUAUGGAUGUCUGAAAGUUCAUUUAUAAUUUGAUUAUUUAGUUUAAAAAACUAUGUUGAAGUGCCAAUGUUGCUGUUACUUUUCUUUAUAUACUGUUGCCAGUUAGUGACUUCAUUUGAGAUCAAAGCAUACUUUUUUUGUUUUGUUUUGGUAAAAUUGCAUUGCUAUCUACAUUUUUUGAAUAAAAUUUCAGUUGAAAAAGGUA
This is a messenger RNA of Elgaria multicarinata webbii, 1655 nucleotides long. RefSeq names its product SPG21 abhydrolase domain containing, maspardin (gene SPG21). Lineage: Eukaryota; Metazoa; Chordata; Lepidosauria; Squamata; Anguidae. The coding region runs from base 126 to 1064 and encodes 312 amino acids. Gene Ontology annotation, molecular function: CD4 receptor binding. Gene Ontology annotation, cellular component: trans-Golgi network transport vesicle; cytosol. The transcript has 9 exons. The record is from RefSeq and is a predicted model, not a curated record.